AUGACAAUACCGUUUGGAAAAGUAGUAAUAAAAAUUUUAGGAGCAAGGGAUACAUUAAUAUGUGAUAUAACAACAAGUGAUCCAUAUUGUUUAAUAUCAACAAAAGAUUCAAAAACUUUUAAAACUGAAGUUAUUUAUAAAACUUUGAAUCCAGUUUGGAAAGAUGAAGAAUUUGUUUUUGAUGUAAUUGAAAAUUCACAAAUUAUUUCAAUUUUAAUGUAUGAUGAAGAUAAAUUUAGUAAAGAUGAUUUUAUGGGAUUAGUUAGAAUUAAUAUUGAUGAAUAUAAAACUAAAGGUCAAAGAGAUAUUUGGAUACCACUUGAAGGUAAAAAUCCAAAUAAAAAAGCAAAAAAAAGAGGUGAUAUUCAUAUUCAACUUUGUUAUUAUUCAUUUACUUCAUUAACAAAUUAUUUAAUUAAAAAUAAUCAUAGUUUAAUUAUAAAAUUAUCAAAACAAUUAAUUUCAGAUGAUUUUGGUAAAGCAAUAAUGUAUUAUUUUUCAAAUUGUAGUGAAAGUGGUAAAGAAUUAAUUGAUAUUGUUAGAGAUUUAGCAUCGAUUGAAAUUGAACAAACUAAUGAUGCUAAAGUUUUAUUUAGAACUGAUUCAUUAUCAACUAAAGUGAUUGUAUCAAUAUUUAAAACCAUUGGAUUUGGCUAUUUAAAAGAGGCAUUAUGUCCAUUAAUUAUGUCAAUGAUUAAAAAUGAUAUCAAUUUGGAGGUUGAUCCAAGCAAAGGUGGUAUAACAGAGGCUGAAGUCGAACAAAAUGCAAUUCAAUUAUCAUUCUUUUGUUCAUCAUUCAUAACAGCUAUUAAAGCAUCGUUAGCCGAUCAAUUACCAAUUGAAAUUCGUCAAAUUUGUCAAAUCAUUAAUCAAUUGGUUGAAAAGAAAUAUCCAAAUGAUAAUAUUAAAUCAGUUGGUGGUUUCUUUUUCCUUAGAUUCGUUAAUCCUGCUAUCUUUUCACCAGAGGCAUUGGGUUUAAUUUCAGUUGCUCCAAAUUCAAAUGUUAGAAGAACUUUAACACUAGUGAGUAAAAUACUUCAAAAUAUUUCAAAUCAAGUAACUUUUUCAAGUGGUAAAGAAGAAUAUUUAUCAAGUUUUAAUAACUUUAUAUCUUCAAGAUUUGAUGAUUUUAAAAUUAUACUUCAAGAAGUUUCAUCAUUUAAUGAUAAUAAUAAUAAUAAUAAUGAAUUACAACUAUUUAAAAAUUUAAAAAUUGAUUCAAAUUUAUUAAUGAAAUAUACAGAUACUAUAAUUACUUUAAUUUCAGAGAAAAAACAAAAUUUAAUUGAUAAUGAUGAUAAUCAAUUUAAUGAUGAAAUUUUAUCAAGAUAUCAAUUAAUUUUAUCUCAACAAAAACAAGAACCAAAGAUAUUAAUUGAAAAAUCAAAAAAAUAA
Messenger RNA from Dictyostelium discoideum AX4, 1395 nucleotides. RefSeq names its product C2 domain-containing protein. The coding region runs from base 1 to 1395 and encodes 464 amino acids. The transcript is spliced from 3 exons. NCBI's taxonomy places the organism in Eukaryota, Evosea, Eumycetozoa, Dictyosteliales, Dictyosteliaceae. The record is from RefSeq and is a predicted model, not a curated record.